Molecule: messenger RNA, 573 nt
Organism: Cotesia congregata
Lineage: Eukaryota; Metazoa; Arthropoda; Insecta; Hymenoptera; Braconidae
Source: the annotation of a GenBank genome assembly
AUGUUUGCAAAUAACAAAUUUUUAAGAUUUAUGAUCGAUUAUACUCGGGUGACCGAAGACAGUUUAACAACACAAGAUUUCCCAACAAUAAGUAUUUCAGCUACUGACGAAAACUUUGACUAUACAAUGUUCAAUUUUCCUGAAAACGAUUUAAAUUCAGAUGAUUCUUCAGCUACUAAUUUUGAGCAAGAAAUAGCCAGUCAAAUAACUUCAUUAAUGAAACGGAAAACAUGCUCUGAGUGUAAAUCUCAGUUAUUUGGAGAUGGUAAUUUAAUGAAUCGCAUAAAUGAAUACAUUAAAUCGGCAGGGCAAGUUUUUGAACGCCAAAUUAUCCCAUUGUUUCAUACGAAGGAUAUUUAUGUACAUUUUGAAAUGCUGAUAACGCUGUUAAUAUCGCCAACACGGUUUACAUGUAAGCAUCAUCAAAACAAUUUGUUUAAAAGCAUUACACACAACAUUAUGACCCUAUUUUUCCGUAAAGAAUGCAGUAGACGGAAUAGAGUGUUUAAAGUAAACGAAGAAACUUCAGCAAGCGCAAGGAAGAUUGGCCAGCAAACUGGCCGGUCUAAAUAA